Vicia villosa (hairy vetch) is the source of this 1263-nucleotide messenger RNA. RefSeq names its product NAC domain-containing protein 2. Gene Ontology annotation, molecular function: DNA binding. The coding region runs from base 1 to 867 and encodes 288 amino acids. The record is from RefSeq and is a predicted model, not a curated record. The transcript is spliced from 3 exons. Gene Ontology annotation, biological process: regulation of DNA-templated transcription. Lineage: Eukaryota; Viridiplantae; Streptophyta; Magnoliopsida; Fabales; Fabaceae.
AUGGCAUCAGAACUUCAAUUGCCACCGGGCUUCCGAUUCCAUCCAACGGAUGAGGAGCUCGUCAUGCACUAUCUCUGCCGCAAAUGCACGUCGCAACCUAUCUCCGUUCCGAUCAUCGCUGAAAUUGAUUUAUAUAAAUAUGAUCCUUGGGAACUUCCUGCUUUGGCUUCUUAUGGAGAAAAGGAGUGGUACUUUUUCUCGCCACGAGACAGAAAAUAUCCGAACGGUUCAAGGCCGAACCGGGCGGCUGGGUCUGGAUACUGGAAAGCAACCGGAGCGGAUAAACCCAUAGGUAACCCGAAACCGGUUGGAAUCAAAAAAGCGUUGGUUUUUUACGCGGGGAAAGCACCUAAAGGUGAUAAAACCAAUUGGAUCAUGCACGAGUAUCGUUUGGCUGACGUUGAUCGCUCCAUUCGCAAAAAGAACAGUUUAAGGUUGGAUGAUUGGGUGCUUUGCCGUAUUUACAACAAGAAAGGAACUAUCGAGAAACAACCAAACGGUGUUGUUGUUAACCGGAAAACUGAGCAUUCGGAAGUUAUAGAUAAGAAGCCGGAUAUUCUGACACGCGGCGGAGGUCUUCCGCCGCAUCCUCCGCCGCCGGGAAUGAGAGAUUAUAUGUAUUUUGACACGUCGGAUUCAAUUCCGAAGCUGCACACGGAUUCGAGUUGCUCGGAACACGUGGUGUCGCCGGAGUUUGCGAGCGAGGUGCAGAGCGAACCUAAAUGGAACGAGUGGGAAAAGAGUCUUGAAUUUCCUUAUAAUUACGUGGAUGCCACUUUAACCACUGGUUUUGGAUCUCAAUUUCCGAGCAAUAAUCAGAUGUCGCCGUUGCAGGAUAUGUUCAUGUACUUGCCCAAAACCUUUUGAGAAUUGAAAGAUAAAAACGGAAGAAGAAUCUCAGCCACACAAUCACUAUAACUGCAUCGCACGGUAGCACGAGACGAAUGUCCAUGAGUGUGCCUGUGCGAGUGUUGUAGAGUAUUAUUACAGAUUAAAUUUUCCUAAGGCUAAGAUAAAGAGAAAUAUGGGAAGGGGAAAUUUAAAACAAAAUGAAGGUGCAAAUACAUGUGAUGGGGCUACACUGUUUUGGUACAUCCCUAUAUGAAGUGGAUGGAACCAAAGGUGCAUUGUAUGUUUUAUCUGUUUCUAGAAUUAGCUAGCAUGUGCGCAGUAGUUAUUGUAGGAUGUAGAUAGGGUAUAGAACAUGUUCAUGUCAUAGAAUGUCAAUUGCGACAUCCUAAAUUAAUACACUUUCAUUAUGCA